Messenger RNA from Carassius carassius (crucian carp), 1974 nucleotides. RefSeq names its product muscarinic acetylcholine receptor M3-like. Gene Ontology annotation, cellular component: synapse; dendrite; plasma membrane. Gene Ontology annotation, biological process: adenylate cyclase-inhibiting G protein-coupled acetylcholine receptor signaling pathway; chemical synaptic transmission; regulation of vascular associated smooth muscle contraction. The coding region runs from base 138 to 1733 and encodes 531 amino acids. The record is from RefSeq and is a predicted model, not a curated record. Gene Ontology annotation, molecular function: G protein-coupled serotonin receptor activity; G protein-coupled acetylcholine receptor activity. NCBI's taxonomy places the organism in Eukaryota, Metazoa, Chordata, Actinopteri, Cypriniformes, Cyprinidae. The transcript has 2 exons.
CCCCGAUCGCGAGACCAUCCUCAGACGCGCUCGGAACUCGGAGUGAUGAGGAGCAGAUGAAGAAGAUGAAUGUGAUGAAGCUGAGGAUCUAAUGACCCCUUGGACUCAGCAGAGGUUCGUCCACAGAGUAUGUCACCAUGAACCUGACGCUGAGCGCCGAGCCCGGAUCAUUCCUGACCAACAGCUCUCCAGGGAUGCGGGCCAAUCCCGUCACAGAGUUCGUACCACGUGACGUAAAGACCGUCAACGAUUCGCUCCUCAUGCAGAGCUCCAAUCUGACCGUCAAUGCCACUCUGGAGUCUCCAGAAUCACUCGGUGGACACAACAUCUGGCAGAUCGUGAUGAUUGUGUUCCUGUGCGGCUCGCUGUCCUUAGUCACCAUCACCGGGAACAUCCUGGUCCUGGUGUCCUUUAAAGUCAACAAGCAGCUGAAGACGGUGAAUAACUAUUAUUUGCUCAGCCUGGCGUUCGCAGACCUCAUCAUCGGCGUGCUUUCGAUGAACCUCUACACUACGUAUAUAAUCAUGGACCACUGGGCGCUCGGGAACUGGGCCUGCGAUCUGUGGCUGGCUGUUGAUUACGUAGCUAGCAAUGCUUCAGUGAUGAACCUGCUGGUCAUCAGCUUCGACAGGUACUUCUCCGUCACUCGUCCGCUGACGUACAGAGCCAAACGCACCACGAAGAGAGCCAUGACCAUGAUCGGACUCGCCUGGUCCAUUUCCUUCAUCCUCUGGGCACCAGCUAUCCUCUUCUGGCAGUAUUUCGUCGGGAAGCGGACGGUCCCUCUGGGAGAAUGCUAUAUCCAGUUCCUCUCGGAGCCGAUCACCACUUUCUGCACAGCCAUCGCUGCUUUCUAUCUGCCUGUCACCAUCAUGACCGUCCUCUACUGGCGGAUCUACAAGGAGACGGAGAACCGCUCCAAAGAGCUUGCUGGACUCAAGGGUUCGGGGAACCAAGGGAGUCCGGAGGAACCCGUGGGGAAUCCGGGAAACUCUUGCAGUCACAGCAGUUCGGAGCUCCACCCGUCCAGCCAGAGAAGCUCUGGGAGAACCAGGACCGGACGGUUUGGGUUCUGGCCGUUGAGUUGUAAAGCUUGGAAGGGUCGCAGCGGCGACUCGGACAGCUGGAAUAACAACGAAACCACUGUGUCCAUUGACCAGUCGGAUCAAGAGGAGGAAGAGGACGGAGAAGACGCCCGAGCCGUGUACUCCAUCUCCGAGAAUCUCCACCCAACUGAAGACGCCACGAGACCGUACAGAAAGGGAUUGUCCGAUCACUCCAAAACAUCCGUGAGAUGCUCCAAAGAUCAACCCAACGCCAGCAUCUCCCUCAAAGACUCGGCGCUCGCCAAACGCUUCGCCUGCAAGGCCAAGACGCAGGUCAACAAGCGCAAGAAGGUCUCUCUGGUGAAAGAGAAGAAAGCGGCGCAGACUCUGAGCGCCAUCCUCCUGGCCUUCAUCAUCACGUGGACGCCGUACAACAUCAUGGUCCUGGUGAACACCUUCUGUGACGAGUGCAUCCCCGAGACGCUGUGGGCUCUGGGAUACUGGCUGUGUUACGUCAACAGCACUGUUAACCCCAUGUGUUACGCGCUCUGCAACAAGACCUUUCGCACCACCUUCAGAUCCAUCCUGCUGUGUCAGUGGAGUCAGAAGAACAAACCCAACAAGCCUCCGCUCCAGCAGAGACAGCCAGCGGCCACCUUCCGGAAACAGAGUCCUGCAGAACUCUAGAGACGUUUGGAGGAACUUUGUGCAUCGCUUCUGAAGGGCUGUUGAGUUUGUACAGUGUUCAUGUUCAUAGGAGCCUGAUGCAAUCAAGAGACUGUGUGACUACAUCCACAAAAAAACCUACAGAAACGAGACGCUUCCUGUGUUUCCUACUGAAGUGAAGGGUCAGCUGGGACAUGCAGUAUUUAAGGGCUCAUUUGUCCAACCCUACAAUUUUGACUCAUAACGUACAUUGAAAUUCUGA